Molecule: messenger RNA, 1142 nt
Organism: Dendrobium catenatum
Lineage: Eukaryota; Viridiplantae; Streptophyta; Magnoliopsida; Asparagales; Orchidaceae
Product: histone-lysine N-methyltransferase ASHH3-like
Exons: 10
Coding region: 1-816 (271 amino acids)
Biological process (GO): regulation of DNA-templated transcription
Cellular component (GO): chromatin; nucleus
Molecular function (GO): protein binding; histone H3K36 methyltransferase activity
Source: RefSeq, a predicted model, not a curated record
AUGGACACAAAACAUUCACUUGAUGUGGUUCAUAGAGCUGAUGGCUACCACAUUUCAUUGGAAAAGAUUACUGAGAAAUGUGGAUCGGGCUUAGUCACAGAUGAAGACAUGAGACAAGGAGAUUUUGUGAUUGAAUAUGUUGGGGAAGUUAUUGACGACAAAACAUGUGAGGAAAGGCUUUGGAAGAUGAAGCACUGUCGGGAGACUAACUUCUAUCUCUGCGAGAUUAAUCGUGAUAUGGUUAUUGAUGCCACAUACAAAGGAAAUAAAUCUAGAUUUAUAAAUCACAGCUGCCAACCUAAUACUGAGAUGCAAAAAUGGACAAUUGAGGGCGAGACACGAAUUGGCAUAUUUGCAACUCGUGACAUAGAGAAGGGAGAGGAAUUGACUUAUGAUUAUCAGUUUGUACAAUUUGGAGCAGAUCAAAAUUGCUAUUGUGGUGCCAAGGGCUGCAGACAAAAGUUAGGAAACAGACCUAGUAAGCUGAAAUUCUCUUCAGAUGCUGCUUUGCAGCUAGUACUUUAUGAGAUGGCAGCCACAUCUCCCACUAAGAAUGCAGUUUUUCAUGAAAAAUAUGAUUUUGCGAGUGGAAAAUCUAGCAUGGGAAAUUCAGAGAGUAUUAUUCCAUUUAAAAAGAAGACAACUUCUCAAAAUUGUAUUUGGGAAAUCGUGCGAAUUUGGUGCCCACGGAAUAAAAGGUACUUUGGAGGAGUCAUAGUAGAAUUCAACUGUCACACCAGAAGGCACACUAUUUUAAGAGAAGAUGGAGAGCUUGAAAAUCUUGAUAUGUCAAAGGAAGAUUGGGAACUUUUAUGACCUUUCAAGUUGUGGGAUUAAAUGAAUUUUGAGAAGUACAAUGUGAACCAAGAGUUGUGCUUACACAGCCUGCAUGCCGUUGCAUUGCAAACAUGUUCACAUGUAGGUGAAGGCCAUGCAAAAGACAACACAAAGGGUGAUGGGGACAUCAGUUCGUGGAAGGUCUAUCAAAGGCGUGGCCGCCGAUCUAUGGCUACGAUCGACUCUUUGUAUUUUUGAUUUAUUUAUGUUAUUUUCUUAUUCAUGUAUGUUCUUAUUUUCAGUGUUGUGUAUUUGUUUUAUGAGUUUUUCAGUUGUACCUUUUUAAUGAGAGAUGUCGUAUAUAA